Molecule: messenger RNA, 2215 nt
Organism: Drosophila ficusphila
Lineage: Eukaryota; Metazoa; Arthropoda; Insecta; Diptera; Drosophilidae
Gene: Ror
Product: tyrosine-protein kinase transmembrane receptor Ror
Exons: 8
Coding region: 149-2212 (687 amino acids)
Biological process (GO): cell surface receptor protein tyrosine kinase signaling pathway; multicellular organism development; protein phosphorylation
Cellular component (GO): signaling receptor complex; membrane
Molecular function (GO): ATP binding; protein binding; transmembrane receptor protein tyrosine kinase activity
Source: RefSeq, a predicted model, not a curated record
CAAUUCCUUCGCGAAGGGAUGAAAAGUUGUGUGUCAUACCAAGUUUUCGCGAAAGCAAAAAUACAAAAUAUUUUCAGAAGAGUCGGGAUGCCAAUUGGGUUAUUUAAAUAACAAAAGGUUUCAUAUUGUUAGUAAGGCGUCCUGCAAUAUGAACAAAUAUUCUGCAUUUAUUAUAUGCAUUUCGGUCCUGCUUUUAUUGAGAAAAGAGGACGUUGGGAGCCAUAAUGUGGACUCGGGAAUAUACGGGUUUCAGAGAUCAUCAGGGAUAUGUCAUAUUUACAAUGGCACUAUUUGUCGGGAUGUUUUGAGCAAUGCCCACGUUUUUGUAUCCCCGAAUCUCACCAUGAACGAUUUGGAGGAGCGAUUAAAAGCUGCAUAUGGCGUAAUAAAGGAAUCGAAGGACAUGAAUGCAAAUUGUCGCAUGUACGCAUUGCCGAGCUUAUGUUUUAGCUCAAUGCCAAUUUGCAGAACUCCAGAACGCACGAAUUUAUUGUACUUUGCCAACGUGGUUACAAAUGCCAAACAGUUCAAGAAUGCCAAUGUCACUAUUCGCCGAAAGAGAACUAAAACCAAGGACAUAAAAAACAUUAACAUUUUUAAAAAGAAAUCCACCAUCUACGAAGAUGUGUUCAGUACAGAUAUUUCAAGUAAAUACCCACCUACCAGAGAGUCUGAAAAUCUAAAACGCAUUUGUCGAGAGGAGUGCGAACUUCUUGAAAACGAACUUUGUCAAAAGGAAUAUGCAAUUGCCAAACGACAUCCGGUAAUCGGAAUGGUUGGUGUGGAGGACUGCCAAAAGUUGCCCCAACAUAAGGAUUGCUUGUCCCUGGGAAUUACCAUUGAGGUGGAUAGGACCGAGAACUGUUACUGGGAGGAUGGUUCUACAUAUAGGGGAGUUAUGAACGUCUCCGCCUCUGGAAAACCAUGUUUGAGAUGGUCUUGGCUUAUGAAAGAAAUCUCUGACUUUCCGGAGCUCAUUGGUCAAAACUUUUGCAGAAACCCAGGAAGUGUGGAAGAUAGCCCUUGGUGUUUUGUCGAUUCUUCGCGUGAGCGAAUAAUUGAACUCUGUGAUAUUCCAAAAUGUGCAGAUAAAAUUUGGAUUGCAAUUGUCGGAACGGCAGCAUCAAUAAUACUAAUUUUUAUAAUAAUACUAGCAGUUAUACUUUUUAAGAGGAGAACUAUCAUGCACUAUGGAAUGCGGAAUAUUCACAAUAUCAAUACACCCAGCGCGGAUAAAAAUAUUUACGGGAACUCGCAGCUAAAUAAUGCCCAAGAUUCUGGAAGGGGUAACUUGGGAAACCUAUCCGAUCAUGUUGCUCUUAACUCCAAGCUUAUAGAAAGAAAUACUCUGUUGAGAAUAUCCCAUUUUACGCUUCAGGAUGUGGAGUUUUUAGAAGAGCUGGGCGAAGGAGCAUUUGGAAAAGUCUACAAGGGACAGCUUUCGCAGCAAAACAAACCCACGAUAACGGUCGCCAUCAAGGCUUUAAAGGAAAACGCCUCUGUAAAAACACAGCAGGAUUUUAAGCGCGAAAUCGAACUAAUUUCAGAUUUGAAGCAUCAGAAUAUUGUGUGCAUAUUAGGAGUGGUGUUGAACAAGGAGCCCUACUGCAUGCUUUUUGAAUAUAUGGCCAACGGAGACCUCCACGAGUUUCUGAUCUCAAACUCACCCACCGAAGGCAAGUCCUUAUCGCAACUGGAAUUUUUGCAAAUAGCUCUUCAAAUCAGCGAGGGCAUGCAAUAUCUUUCGGCCCAUCAUUAUGUUCAUCGUGACUUGGCAGCUCGAAAUUGUCUGGUUAACGAGGGACUGAUUGUGAAAAUAUCCGAUUUUGGAUUAUCGAGAGAUAUUUACAGCUCAGAUUAUUACCGGGUUCAGUCGAAGUCGCUGUUACCUGUAAGGUGGAUGCCCUCGGAAUCAAUAUUGUACGGAAAGUUCACCACAGAGAGCGAUGUUUGGUCAUUUGGAGUUGUACUCUGGGAGAUAUAUAGCUAUGGAAUGCAGCCAUACUACGGCUACAGUAAUCAGGAAGUGAUCAAUCUUAUCCGUUCAAGGCAACUACUAUCCGCUCCAGAGAACUGCCCCACUGCAGUGUAUUCGCUUAUGAUCGAGUGUUGGCAUGAGCAAUCGGUAAAACGUCCAACAUUCACAGAUAUUUCGAACCGUCUUAAAACUUGGCACGAAGGCCACUUUAAAGCCAGUAAUCUGGAAAUGUAAAUU